UUGUGGAGCGUAAACAAGAUUAACUCUCUAGCCCCCAGCAGUGCUGAUUUGCGGGGCAGCCUGCCAGUACAGUCACUGCGAGCCCUCGCGUGCGUGCAGGGCCCUGCGUGGAGAGCGGGGGAUGGGGCAGCCUUCUGCCUCCGUGCUGUCUCUGGAUCCCGCUCCUUGUCUGAGUGUGGUGGAGGGCCACAGCCUAGCCAGCUGCUUCUCAAAAUCUGGGGUGGACAGAGGCGACUGCCCCUAGCUGUGGCCUGCAUCCAUCGGCUCUCCCUUCCUCCCUGCUUAUCCCUCCGCCCAUCGAGCUGCAGCAGCUCCCUCCAGCCCUCACUGUCCACCACUCCGUCCACGGUUGCCAGCCCCUUUACCAGCUAUGGGGGACCUACCCGGGAUCGUGCGCCUUUCCAUCGCGCUGCGCAUCCAGCCCAACGACGGCCCUGUUUUCUUCAAGGUGGAUGGGCAGCGCUUCGGCCAGAACCGCACCAUCAAGCUGCUCACCGGCUCCUCCUACAAGGUGGAGGUGAAGAUUAAGCCCACAACACUGCAGGUCGAGAACAUUUCCAUUGGUGGUGUUCUUGUCCCACUGGAGCUGAAGUGUAAGGAGCCUGAUGGAGAAAGAGUUGUCUACACCGGCAUAUAUGAUACAGAAGGUGUAGCCCCGACCAAAAGUGGAGAGCGACAACCCAUCCAGAUCACCAUGCCGUUCACAGACAUUGGGACCUUCGAGACAGUGUGGCAAGUCAAGUUCUACAAUUACCACAAGCGCGACCACUGCCAGUGGGGAAGCCCGUUCUCCGUCAUUGAGUAUGAAUGCAAGCCCAACGAAACCCGCAGCCUUAUGUGGGUGAAUAAGGAGUCCUUCCUCUGAAAAUGGCUCCUUCUGAUGUUGCAAGACAAUCUCCAGAAAUCGAUGUUUAGACAAACCAGCACAAGCCUUAACAAAGGCGCACCACACCAUGGCUCUUUCCUAAUGGCCUCCUACCCCAUUACUGUGCAAGUGUGAUUUCCCUCUGAAGCAGUACCGAUGACAUCACGUGUGAUGUCACACCCCUCGAAGUUCUCCUCCCACUAUUGCCACUAUUGUGUGCUGGUGUUCCUGCAUCUAUCUUGUCUGCUAGUGUGACAGGAGCUCAGUGGUAGUAGCAGGUUUGUCCUAUAAAAAGUUCCACAGAAGGACCAUGGUGUUUUGUUUCCAAGACAAGCAAUUUCUCUCUUUUGUGUUUAUUGUCAAAUUAAGAGAACAGUGUACUGGAGUCCCCCAUGUGUGACUUGUAAUAUGUAGCAUGCAGUGUUUGUGAGCAUCCAAAGCUGGCUUUGUGAAAAAUGUAACAACACAAUCUGCAGUAAACGGGACUCAAAUGUUGUGCUUCCUAUCAACAGCUCAGCUCUUUCAGAGAAAGAUAAUGAAGGAAUUAAAAAGAUGAAUAUAUGAAUAAGUAUUUAUAACAUAUUAAUAGUCUUUCAAGUAGCAAAGCCUUUUGUUGUGAUAUAGUAGAAAUCAGGGAACAACAUUGUUGUGAAAUUGGACCUAUGGCUCACCCCUUUGGCAAGCUACCAUAGACUUUAAAGAAAUAAAGAGAUGGCAUCCCCACAUACCCUUUCACUUGAACUUUGUACAACCGUGUAUGGAAUGUUAAUCAACUUUUGAUAUUUCUUAAUAAAGACAUUGAAAAUCAUG
Messenger RNA from Grammomys surdaster, 1675 nucleotides. RefSeq names its product cannabinoid receptor interacting protein 1 (gene Cnrip1). Bases 371 to 865 code for a protein of 164 amino acids. Gene Ontology annotation, cellular component: plasma membrane. Gene Ontology annotation, biological process: negative regulation of signaling receptor activity. NCBI's taxonomy places the organism in Eukaryota, Metazoa, Chordata, Mammalia, Rodentia, Muridae. The transcript is spliced from 3 exons. Gene Ontology annotation, molecular function: type 1 cannabinoid receptor binding. The record is from RefSeq and is a predicted model, not a curated record.